Molecule: messenger RNA, 1296 nt
Organism: Fusarium fujikuroi IMI 58289
Lineage: Eukaryota; Fungi; Ascomycota; Sordariomycetes; Hypocreales; Nectriaceae
Exons: 1
Coding region: 1-1296 (431 amino acids)
Source: RefSeq, a predicted model, not a curated record
AUGACUACAACAAUGCUGUACGCGACGGGCAUUUCAAUGGAGGAGCCAAGUCAUCGGUUUUCGCCCACGACAGUGGCUCCUGGGAAACCCAGGCAUCGACCAAAAGCCUUACAGAUCCAGCCACUGGACCCCAGCGAAUUGAGCGCGAAGUUAAACGAUAUUUCAGUCGAGCACGAAGGCCAGCCUCGUCGUCCAGUCCACACAGAGGACUCACUCCGCCCCCCAUUAUCUGCCACAAGUAUGGGUGCCCUGUCUCCCCGGACUAUUCAGACAACACAUGCAUUGCCAUCGAUUCCAACCCCUGUCUCAUCAAGAGUCUUCAGGAAAGAGAAGACUGAUGAUAAACUCAGUUCACCUUUGUCUGCAAAGCCGCCACGCCGUGGCAGCUUUUUUGACGCCUUCCACUUCAGAGGCUCGAACUACAGUGAUGAGACGCAGAAGCAAACAGAAAAGGAUGUUCAGAAGCCUGCUCGUUACAGGCAUGUCCCUCAGGUGGCAGCGCAACAGUUUGCUCGCACUACAACAGUCGAGCCCCUCACUCAGAAAGCUUCAUCCAAAGGAAUGAGGCCUGCUCCCGGCCCCCACUCUAUGAACAAUGGCACCAUAUCGCUGCAAGAGUACAAUAGCCAGUAUAGAAGAGCACAGAGUCUUUGCAGCGGAAGACCAACUAGCGCCAGCAACGUUGCGAGGACGGGAGGCACUGAGCUGGAUAAAGUGUCAACGCAACGCAAGAGACAAACAGCCCGUAAUUCCAUGCUCUGGAAUGUCAAUGGACCUGAGUUGUCACGAAGAAUGAGCACGGGUAACAUGCAGCCUCUGCCUCAACCCCGGCGUGAUUCAAUAGGUACGGGUGUCGGGGGCUUUCAAGGGAACGCCGCAUCAUCUGUGAGACGGGGAUCCGCGAGUUCGUCAGGUUUCUCCGAUGCAUCACCCUUUGUACGCGAGUCUGGCCCAGCAACCCCUUUCAAGCAAGAGUUUGGUAUCAACACUUCGCCUAACCGUCGAGGGUCUGAGACUAGUGCAGCCACUUCUGGUUCGCGGAGAGGUAGUUUUGUGAACAUCCCCAACCCGCAGCACGCGGCUGAGAUACACAGGGUGGACUGGUCUCAGAGUGACCAACCAGUCAAGGUCCGACGAGAUUCGAAGUGGGGAGGCCUCAAACAUCGAAAGACUAGUUUGAGCCAGCAGAAGCCCAACGCUGAGGACCAGGGCUCCAAUUUUACCAAGACGAGCUCACAGUCAUCUAUUUCUCCAAAAUCGCCCAAGUCGGGUUUCUUGAAGCGAUUCAUGCAUUAG